Molecule: messenger RNA, 618 nt
Organism: Cadophora gregata
Lineage: Eukaryota; Fungi; Ascomycota; Leotiomycetes; Helotiales; Ploettnerulaceae
Exons: 1
Coding region: 1-618 (205 amino acids)
Source: RefSeq, a predicted model, not a curated record
AUGGGAAGCCGAAACUCCCAACGUGGACAAGAUGCCGCAGCAAAGCUCCAAGCAGAAAAUCUGUCAGUUGAAGCGCUAACCAUCGACGUGACAAGUGAUGAUUCUAUCACUGCUGCCUCAGCUAUUGUGGCAUCCAAGUUCGGACGUCUAGAUGUCCUGAUCAACAAUGCUGGAAUCGCCAAUGACAAGGAGUUCGAGUCGGGAGAAACUUCCUACAGAGAUACGAUGCUGAAGGCGUACAACACCAAUGUCUUCGGCGCUUUCCAGUGUUUGGAGACAUUUAGGCCUCUUCUUGAGAAGAGCGAGAACCCUCGAGUUGUGUUCAUGACCAGCUCGCUGGGAUCAUUUGGGACUGGGUUUGAGCAAGGGAAUUACCCGAUCUAUCGCAGUACGAAGACGGCGAUGAAUAUGCUGGUGUGGAAUUAUGCGAAAAGGUAUGAAGACAAAGGGUUCAAAAUCAACCUUUGCUGUCCGGGACUUGUGGCGACGAAUUUGACGGCAUAUGGACCGCUUGAUGGACCGGAGAUUGGCGCCAUCAACGCCGUGAGGUUGGCGACGCUGGAGAAGGAUGGUGAGAAUGGGACAUAUUCGUCUAAAGAGGGUCCAGUGCCGUGGUAA